UACAUCUAGUGAAACUUCUCCCAAUUGACAGUUUUACGUCAGUAUUGUAAGGAGAGAGUUUCAAACUAUUAUUCAAGUAUGGAAUAUUGAUAUGAUUUUUUCCUCAAAGUAGGUAAUAUACAAAUAUUAGGAUGGAGGAAUCCAACCGCGAAAUUACUCGUGAAGAGUACAUUAGUAGCUUGAAGCAAUGGUUAGAUAACGCUAGAUCAUGGGGAGAAUAUUCUAGACACUAUUUCCUAUGUGCAGGCUUAGCGAACGAAAUCGCACCUUCACCUGCAAAUGAAAAUUCUGAGCCAUUCAGGUCGACACUACAACAAAGGCCUCAAAGUGGCCAAAGGAAUCCAAUUUUUGCUCCUGCAACCUACGAAUUUGUAAUUCCUCCUAUGUGGAAAAGAUUUGUAGCAGAAAUUUUAGAUUUUUUCAUACUUUUUGUGAUAAAACUAAUUUUGACAUUUGCUGCCGUAGAAACCUUCAAUUUUGUAACUGUUGAAAAUUUUGGCUUGGCCACAAUUGAAAAAUAUUUACAAAAUCCAAGGAUGGCAAUGCAAAUGUAUGUGGAGACAUUGGGUUUAGAACUCUUGCAUCGAUGUGUUGUUUGUUGCUAUGAGGUAUAUUGGUUGAAAGGUCGGCCUUGUGCAACUCCAGGCAAACGUUACAUGGGUUUGAUGGUGAUACAAGUUGACAACAUUGUUCCUGCACCUGGCCGCUUCGAAAAUAAAGUGCGAGUGAGUCCUGGUUCUUGUCUUGGAUAUCAAAAUGCCCUUACGAGAGCUGUUUUGAAAAAUUUGUUUAUUGCAUUUUUGUUACCAAUAUGUUUCACCAUGUAUGUCUUUCGAUAUAAUCGUACAGGGUAUGACUUGAUGUCCAAAAGUGUUGUUGUGGAAUAUAAUCCUAAUAUGAAUCCUAUUAAUUGAAUUCAACCAUUUUUAUUUAAUUUUAAUAAAUCAAUUGUUGUCAGAAUAAAUUCCCUAUUUUGUUA
This is a messenger RNA of Harmonia axyridis, 979 nucleotides long. RefSeq names its product protein FAM8A1. The coding region runs from base 132 to 914 and encodes 260 amino acids. NCBI's taxonomy places the organism in Eukaryota, Metazoa, Arthropoda, Insecta, Coleoptera, Coccinellidae. The transcript has 4 exons. The record is from RefSeq and is a predicted model, not a curated record.